Molecule: messenger RNA, 814 nt
Organism: Leucoraja erinaceus (little skate)
Lineage: Eukaryota; Metazoa; Chordata; Chondrichthyes; Rajiformes; Rajidae
Gene: nitr2b
Product: novel immune-type receptor 2b
Exons: 2
Coding region: 244-621 (125 amino acids)
Biological process (GO): cell surface receptor signaling pathway
Cellular component (GO): plasma membrane
Source: RefSeq, a predicted model, not a curated record
GCCGGCCUGGGCAAUAUGGGCGGGAGAGUCCAUUUUCGCGCUGUACAACUCUAUGAUUUUUGCCCCAUGUUCGUUCCUCCGACGACUGUUGACCAUUCUCCAAUUGCAUUGCAGGAAGAGGGCGGGGACUGAGUCAGCCACACGCUUCCCGCGGCAGCUCUUCUCGCUUGACAUUCGCUCGGCUCUGCUCUGCCGCCACUAUAUCCGCCCGCAGUAGACGGCGGUGCCGCGCAGUUUCAUGAGAUGGCUGGCAGUUUGUUCCUCUUCGUCGUGUUCUCGCUGGCUCUCGGUUCAUGCUGGGCGGAUGAGAUCCAACAAUCGCCCAACUCCCUCAGCGUUAGGGAGAGCGAAUCCGUGGAGAUGAGUUGUGUACAGACGGGGACGGUCCGUGAGAACGUGCUGUGGUACCGUCAGACUGAGGGAGCAGGAUUGGCGCUGAUCGGGAACGUCUAUAGUGGCCUGGAACCUCAGUACGAAAAGGGAUUUCAGAGCGGGUUCUUAAUCAGCGCGGAAGCGGGAAACAAGAGGUUCAAUUUCCAGAUCCGCAGCGUGAGAGACGGAGAUGAGGCGCGAUAUUUUUGCGCAGCUAAAGAAGGUACACAGCGACUCAGAGAGGAAUAGAGCAUGAGCAAAAACCCCGCACAGAACAGCAUAAGAGGAAACGUGCCACCGGGUCACAAUGUCCCUUCCCGACAAGACGCCGAGUUAUACUGGUCUCUCCUUCCUGUAAAUUGAUCAUACCCCCUCCAUUCCCUGCAUAUCCAAACGCCUUCCCAAAAAGCCUCUUAAACUGCACUAUCGUAUCUGACGACAC